Molecule: messenger RNA, 936 nt
Organism: Lasiodiplodia theobromae
Lineage: Eukaryota; Fungi; Ascomycota; Dothideomycetes; Botryosphaeriales; Botryosphaeriaceae
Product: Cytidylyltransferase
Exons: 1
Coding region: 1-936 (311 amino acids)
Cellular component (GO): cytoplasm; nucleus
Molecular function (GO): nicotinamide-nucleotide adenylyltransferase activity; ATP hydrolysis activity
Source: RefSeq, a predicted model, not a curated record
AUGGCAGACACCAUGGCAGGCCGCAUCGCCUCUAUGCGUGCGCAGCUCCCAGAGCUCCAAUCCGCGCUGCAUGCCUUCACUUCCUCGUCGUCUGCAUUUCGCAUUGUUCGGACAAUCAACCCCGCUGCCAGCACCCCGCAGCCUCCAAAAACGCUGUACAUACUAGAUUCUUCCUUCAACCCACCCUCUGUUGCCCACCAAGCCCUUGCGACAUCUGCUGUUACCCGACCUGUAAUCCGAGAUCCCGGCCCUCACCGGAUACUCCUUCUCUUCAGCACGCAUAAUGCGGACAAGGCGCCCGCCCCUGCGAGUUUCGAACACCGCCUUGCCAUGAUGACACUUUUCGCCGAGGACCUUUCUGCAAGCCUAUCGAACACAGCGUCCGCUUUCCCAUCUCGCUCUGAUGUAGCGAUCGACAUCGGCCUGACCAAAAAGCCGUACUACACCGACAAGUCUAUUGCAAUCACCACAUCUCAACCGAAUCCAUACCCCAGUAACCCCACCCAUGUACAUCUCAUUGGCUACGACACCGUGACCCGGUUCCUCGCGUCAAAGUACUACCCUGAUCACUCGCCUCCGCUCUCAGCACUGGCGCCCUACUUCGACCCUGGCCACAAGAUCCUGGCUACUCUACGCCCGUCCGACCCGAACGAUUCGAGCUCUCAGGAAUUCGGUACGACAGAACAACAGAUUGCAUACAUCGAAGGACUGGCCCAAGGAUCGCUGGCGGCGGAAGGAUUCAAGCCGGAAUGGGCUGGACAAGUGGACUAUCUCGUUGGUCAGGAAGGUAUCGGUGUGAGUUCCACACGGAUUCGCAAGGCAGCCAAAGCACACAGCUGGGACGAGCUCCAGAACCUUUGCACACCUGGUGUUGCGGCCUGGGUCGAGAACCAGCAUCUGUAUGAGGAGAACGCUAAAGACGCGAAAAUGGCUUGA